This is a messenger RNA of Coccinella septempunctata (seven-spotted ladybird), 2507 nucleotides long. RefSeq lists its product as uncharacterized. NCBI's taxonomy places the organism in Eukaryota, Metazoa, Arthropoda, Insecta, Coleoptera, Coccinellidae. Bases 540 to 2507 code for a protein of 655 amino acids. The transcript has 2 exons. The record is from RefSeq and is a predicted model, not a curated record.
CUGUAACCAUAACCAGUAAUAAAUCAAGUUAAGUUAAGUGCACUGUUUCAAUUCCAACGACCAUUCGACGAGUUUUGGUGUCUUCUCUAAAAAGCCACCUGGUGUCAGAAGAACCUUUUUUAAAAACCCAAAAGUUCGCAGCAGGAAUACGACACGAAUUUUUGGUGUCAGAAGUGGGAUUAAUCAAAAAGAAAGUUGAUCAAGGAUUAACCACAAAGUUGAUCACCCAGAGGUACCCAACAACCCCAAGAGGGACAACAAAUAAUCAGCCCACAAAGGGACAACAAGGGAUCGCCGGAUAGGGAUCACCUCAACGCAACAAGGGGUCACCAGAAAAAGGGACCACCACAAUUCAACAAGGGAUCGCCAGAAAGGGAUCACCAAAAAAUCAAUCCAAGGGUAACCUAGAGCCAGAGCCAAAGCCAGAGCCAGAGGGAUCAACACCAAUCAACCAGAACUUCCGGACGCAAAGUCAGAGGAGCACCUCGACGGAAGGCCCCACCCAAACACCGCAACCAAAAAAGACGAAAAUUCCCAAAAUGGACAUAAUCAAGAUAUUACCAUUAACGACCCUUCUAUUGAUGACCCAGGGCCUAGCAACCGAAUAUAAAGUAACUCCAAUUCCUUCAUCCUCAGGAAUCAUAUUUCAUAACUUAGGCUUAGCAAAAAUAUCUAAUGAACAUUUCACUCUUUUAUCCUAUAUUAAUCUUACACAUAUAGAGGAGAAAGUACAAGUAAUUAAAGAUUUUUAUUCAAUAACACUCAGUACGUGUCACAUCGCAAUUAACGAUCAAUUGGCUAAUGAAUGUUUUAAUCAAAUGAAAUAUAUUCAAAAAAAGUUGGAAACUAUUCAAAAAUCAUUCAAUAUAAUUACUCAUAAAAUCAAUGUUAUAUCUAGAAGAAAACGAAGAGGAUUAAUGAAUGCCGUUGGCACGGGAAUUAAAUGGUUAUUUGGAAACCCAGACAGUGACGAUGCACAAUUUUAUUCUGAUUCCAUAAACUCGUUAAUUAAUAAUGAAAAACAAACCGAAGUUUUAAUGCAACAGCAAGUUAAUGUUAUUUCCGAUACCAUAACAAAUUUCAAUAAUUCACUCACUAGAAUGAAUGAAAAUAUUAAUAUUCUAAAUAAAAAUUUGAAAAGUUUCAAUAAAUUUCAACAAGAUAUGAUAACUAUUAAAAACAGUUUUGAAGUCGAAAUAGGAUUAUCCAACCACAUUAUUUCACUUAUCGAGAUGACAGAUGAGUUAACCAAUCAGUUGAAUGAAUACGUGAAUGAUAUUUCUCUUAUUUCAAAUAAUAUCAUCAGUUACAAUAUUUUACCACCAGAAACUCUUUAUUCCGAAUUGCAUAAAAUUUCUACGAAGCAAGACCUCCCAUUGCCAUUGAGCGUUGAAAAUAUUUUUAUCUUUUACAAAUUGCUAGAAAUGAAAUCAUUCAUUAACAAAGGAUUAUUAGUAUUAUCGUUCAAUGUUCCGAUUGUUACUAAAGGAAAAUAUGAAAUUUAUGAAAUAUUAUCAGCACCAGUGCCUCAUCAUGAAGAUCCAAUGUUAUUUUCAUAUAUUGAACCAAGUACACCUUAUAUUGUGAUUUCGAGAGAAAAAACCAAUUACUUUAAUUUGAAUACUUUAGAUAAAUGUUUCGAAACACUUCCAAAUAAUUAUUUGUGCAGACAUUUAUAUACUAUGAGGAAGACGAACAACAAUAAUCAAUGUGAAAUAAUAUUAUUCAAUGAAAGAGUUGAUGUUAUUCCGAAAACUUGCAAAAUCCAUAAUUUCAUUGCAGAACUAGAAAUUUGGCAUAAAUUAGGAAAUAAUCAAUGGUUUUAUAGUUUAUCUUAUCCAACACAACUAUCAAUUGUGUGCGAUGAUAAAUCCACAAGAGUAGAACAAAUCUCUCAAAUAGGCUUAUUUGAAUUAAAUCCAAAGUGUAAAGCAUUUACAAAAACAGUAAUUCUAGAAGUUCAAGGACAAAUUGGCAUAAGUGAACUGAUGAAUAUUUUGCCAUUCACAGAUAUUAAUGAAGACGAUUGUUGUAAAAACUUAAAGAAAAAUCUCACACUAGAAGCAGUAAAACUAGAACCAUUAAAAUUGAGCAAUUUAGAUCUUAGAGAAUUGAAAUAUGCCAAACAUAAAUUAUCAGAAUUCGAUGAACAAUUGCAGAACCAAUUGAAUAAACCAUUUAUAAUUAAACAUACGAAUUGGUUCACAACCAUAUUGUUGAUAAUUGCUUUUAUGAUAAUUUCCAUUAUAAUUUACAAAUGUUUGAAAUGCUUCAAAUUCAUAGACUUAUUCAGAAAAUGUUGCAAAUCAGAUAGCAGCAAUGAAAGAUGCCUUCCUUGUCUCCAAAUAUUUAAUAAUUGUAGUCAAAAACCCACUCAUGAAUUCAGUGUUUCAUUUAAAAACGAUAAAUUUGAAUCAACUGAAUCCGAUUUGAAUGAUGAGAGUCAAUCACUAAAAUCAUUAAGAAGAUCACAAAGACUCAAGAACAUAAAAAUAUCAAGAAAUUAA